This is a messenger RNA of Melanotaenia boesemani (Boeseman's rainbowfish), 1465 nucleotides long. RefSeq names its product proteasome 26S subunit, ATPase 6 (gene psmc6). Lineage: Eukaryota; Metazoa; Chordata; Actinopteri; Atheriniformes; Melanotaeniidae. Gene Ontology annotation, cellular component: proteasome regulatory particle, base subcomplex; cytosolic proteasome complex. The coding region runs from base 46 to 1233 and encodes 395 amino acids. The transcript has 14 exons. Gene Ontology annotation, molecular function: proteasome-activating activity; ATP hydrolysis activity; ATP binding. Gene Ontology annotation, biological process: positive regulation of RNA polymerase II transcription preinitiation complex assembly. The record is from RefSeq and is a predicted model, not a curated record.
CAUGCUGUAAAAACCAAAGGAAGUAGAGUGACGCUGCAGUUUCCCAUGAUUCACUGCAGCAUCAUGGCGGACACCAGAGAAAAAGCCCUGCAGGACUACAGGAAAAAAUUACUGGAACAUAAAGAAGUCGACGGACGUUUAAAAGAAUUGAGAGAGCAGCUGAGAGAACAAACCAAACAGUACGAGAAGUCAGAGAAUGACCUGAAGGCUCUUCAGAGUGUUGGACAGAUUGUUGGAGAGGUGCUCAAACAGCUGACCGAAGAGAAAUUCAUCGUUAAAGCCACCAACGGGCCGCGCUAUGUGGUUGGAUGUCGCAGACAGUUGGACAAGUCCCAGCUGAAACCUGGUACCAGAGUGGCUUUGGACAUGACUACUCUCACUAUAAUGAGGUACCUCCCCAGAGAGGUGGAUCCUCUGGUCUACAACAUGUCCCAUGAGGACCCCGGCAGCGUCUCGUACUCUGAGAUUGGAGGACUGUCUGAGCAGAUCCGUGAGCUGAGAGAGGUGAUCGAACUGCCUCUGACCAACCCGGAGCUCUUCCAGAGGGUGGGCAUCAUCCCUCCAAAAGGCUGCCUGUUGUAUGGACCUCCAGGAACUGGGAAGACUCUUCUGGCCCGAGCCGUGGCCAGUCAGCUGGACUGUAACUUCCUGAAGGUGGUCUCCAGCUCCAUCGUGGAUAAAUACAUUGGAGAAAGUGCUCGUCUGAUCCGAGAGAUGUUUAACUACGCCAGAGACCACCAGCCGUGCAUCAUCUUCAUGGACGAGAUCGAUGCCAUCGGAGGCCGUCGCUUCUCUGAAGGAACGUCGGCCGACAGAGAGAUCCAGAGGACUCUGAUGGAGCUGUUGAACCAGAUGGAUGGUUUCGACACACUACACAGGGUGAAGAUGAUCAUGGCCACCAACAGACCUGACACUCUGGACCCGGCGCUGCUGCGGCCCGGCAGAUUGGACCGGAAAAUCCACAUCGAGCUGCCCAAUGAGCAGGCUCGGCUGGACAUCCUGAAGAUCCACUCCAGUCCCAUCACCAAGCACGGAGAGAUUGAUUUUGAAGCCAUCGUGAAGUUGUCAGACGGUUUCAAUGGAGCAGAUCUGAGGAAUGUGUGCACAGAAGCAGGACUGUUUGCUAUCCGUUCCGACCGCGAGUACGUCACUCAGGAAGACUUCAUGAAGGCCGUGAGGAAGGUGGCCGACUCUAAGAAGCUGGAGUCUAAGUUGGACUACAAGCCUGUAUAAACAAUCAUUUGUGUCUGCUUCAUCUUGUUUUUGUUUUAUGGUUGAAAGCCAGAAAAGAUUGAGGAAGCUGUUGUAGAAAAAGUUCAUCAUCUCCAGACUUCAUAACAGUUUCCAGUCAUUAGUCUGGUCCUCCUCAUGUUUUAUACCACACCAACCAAGCCAGUUGUGCUGGUUCUCCUCACACCUGUAUAAAUAAGUUCUUCUUUUCAAAUAUACAUCACAUGUAACGAUG